Dermacentor silvarum is the source of this 3764-nucleotide messenger RNA. RefSeq names its product protein toll-like. The transcript is spliced from 6 exons. Gene Ontology annotation, cellular component: extracellular matrix. Gene Ontology annotation, molecular function: protein binding. The coding region runs from base 819 to 3743 and encodes 974 amino acids. The record is from RefSeq and is a predicted model, not a curated record. Lineage: Eukaryota; Metazoa; Arthropoda; Arachnida; Ixodida; Ixodidae. Gene Ontology annotation, biological process: signal transduction.
UCGUCUGCAUGCUAGCACUGCUCCUUGGACCCCUCGUGAGGGCGCGCGUGUAGUUGUCGCUACCUUUGAAAUAUUUGAAAAAUGGAGGAGCCUUACGCGGGGCGCUGCGCAGUGUGCGCCACCUACCAGCUUGCCCGUUCGGCUAUCUGGCGCGCCCUAUCUGCUUUGACGUUCUGCCGGUCUCGUGGCACUGACGUAAUCCUGUGCACCAGGCCAGGCUCGCUGUCGGAGCGUAGUGAGCGUUGCCAAGGGCAGCCGGCAACUCUCAGCGGUAUCGCUCGACGCCAUCCGCCGGAAUCAAAUGCCGUCAAACAGCAUGUCGUCGUCACCACUACGUGUUCUCAAGACGUUCGCUGCGUCAGGUUCGUUGUGUGCGCACUGUUCACAUUUGUACUGCGCUUCAAUACACGUGUAUGCGAACGUUAGACCUGUGGUCUCGUGGCGGCACAGUUACCGCAACGAGUGCGAAGUGUGCCCGUAGCGCCUACUGGAGCCACAUGGCACGCGGUGGUCCAGUUGUUUCGAAGUUCAUGCAGACGAUGGGAAAAUGUGUUCGCCACGUCGUUCCCCCAUGAAGGUUGUUAUCAACGGUGAUAACGACGGAAUGAUAAUGAGCCAUCAUAUUUCUGCUGCUCGUUCUGUGUGUCCUCGUCAGCACAACUUUGGUUUAAUCUCCUUGCUUUUGUUUGCCUCUGUUCUCUCUGUGGGCCUCCAGUGAUGGCUUUGUGUGUGCAUAUGACAGAACCGCGCAAUCGAGCUGUGAAACGCCAGUCAAAGUUUGUGCGCGUCGCCCCCGGCAGAGUUGGAUCGCACCCGAUAUGUUGUCAUCUACAGCGAAAACACUACGCCGAAUAGAUUGGCUGGCGUUCGUGCUCGUAACGUGCACGUACUGUUCGUCCGAGGCCAAAGAAUGGCGCAGAGCGAACGCCACCUGCCCAAAGCUGUCGCAUUGCCAGUGUACUGUCGUAAAGAAAGGGGCUUUGACCUCGUGCAGGAACGUCGUCAAGAGACAAGAACUGGACGCAGACAUGGCCAAGUUAGCGGGCAUCGUCCACUCGAGACUCACUUUCGAUGAUGUCCAAAUCACAGAGCUGCCAGCUUCGUGGUUCUCCAACCAUUCAGUAAUCAUGCUAGUCGUCAAAAACUCCCCCCUUCGCGAGAUCGAAACGGGGGCCGUCAGCGGCAUCGACAGGCUAUCGCGCCUGCUGCUGGAGAAGGACCAAAUCGAGGUUGUGCCGUACGAUCUGAGUGCAGCGAAGCGCCUGCGCUGGCUUUAUAUACGAAAGAACCACAUCAGAUCCCUGCAAGGCAUGUUAUCUUUGCCCGAACUGUUCGAAUUGGAUCUACGCUUCAACGCCAUUGAGACGAUAGAUGAAAAAUAUUUCUCGGGAAUGGCUAAUCUGCGGAGUCUUCUGCUGUCUUCAAAUAAGAUACAGCACCUGCCGCGUAUGCUUUUCAAAGAUACGAAAAAGUUGAAGUAUGUGGAGUUUCGCAGCAACCGGAUUACAAUGAUCAACGCCUUGUUCGACGAUCUGCGCUACCUAGAGGUCCUCGAUUUAAGCCGCAACGUGAUCACAGACAUCGACGAUUUAAUGGCAUCCAGAAUGCCUUACCUGAAAACUAUUAAUCUCGAGGAUAACCGCAUAAACGUUAUCCCUGAGAUAUCAGCGUCCAAUGCAAUGAUUGAAAGAGUUCUUCUUAAUAGGAACCAAAUUAACGAAGUAAGGCACGGAGCCUUCGCGUCACUGGAAGCAAUGUCUCGUGUCGAGAUGAGCAACAACAGCUUAUCCUCCUUGGACAAGUCGGUUUUCCAUGCGGACUCAAAGUUGGAACAUCUUGCACUGUCAGGAAACGACAUAACCAGCAUACGAGGGACGUUCAGAAAUAUCCAUUGGAUUAAAGAAUUGGUCUUGGCCUUCAACGAAAUAGAGGACAUAACGGAUGCCUUCAAGGAACUUGCGCUACUAAGGGUGCUUUCGCUGAGGAACAACUUUGUGUCCCAUGUUCGAGAUGGCACUUUCAGCGACAACCCUGGACUUGUUGAGAUAAAUUUGAGUAAUAACAAAAUACAGUGGAUCGGAAGAAACGCCUUCAAGGGUCUUGUGACGCUGAACAAAUUGAUUCUCCAUGGCAACCAGUUGCUGUCCCUCAACGGCUCUGUAAGUAAUCUGCUCUUCGUGCAAUAUCUGGACGCCUCGUUUAACGCAAUACAGUCCUUGGAAGAGGGAGAGUUUUCCAACAACGGCCAUUUGACUUACAUCCAACUAGCGUACAACAACAUCAGCGGCGUGCGAGGGGCAUUCACUGGAGCCACAAGCCUGGUGGGGCUCGUGCUUAGAGGAAACCAAGUGCGGUUGCUACGGCGCACUGACUUCACCGAGCGACUGACUACCAAGCCGACUCUCACUCUUGACGACAACCCUUUGAUGUGUGACUGCAGACUGGCUUGGCUCCUGGGACGGAAUAGCGAAGUACGGACGCGAAGUUACCCGAAAUGCGAGAGCCCGCCGUGGCUGAAGGGAACGCUGUUGCGUAACCUUACGAGGCAACAGGUGAUCCGGUGGCAAGACAACUGCGAGCUGGGUUGCCGGUGCGACUGCCGCGAAGACUCCCUCGGUGAACGAACCAUCGCCGUCGACUGCUCGUCGGCGGCACUCAACCGCACGCCGCAAGCAUUCCCAGAAGACACGACGCGGCUGGAACUCCGCGACAACCGCAUCGAAGGCCUUGACGACGCUCUCAUCAAAGGCGCGCCACGCCUCGAAGUUCUAUCGCUCAGAAAUAAUCUUCUGACCGGUCUCAAUGUUACCCAGAUUCCCGAAAGUGUUCGCUCUCUCGACCUGAGUGGCAACCGUAUGAAGCGGCUCCCCUACGAUCUCGUGACGGGGCGCAACUUGGUGACUUUGAGGCUGUCCGCCAACCCUUUCGUGUGCGAGUGCACCGACUACCCUUUCAGACAGUGGAUCGAAGCUCAUGGUCACACAAUUUUGGAUGCUGGAGACAUUGUGUGCGCGGAAAACCCCAAUUCACCGGUGUCUUCGAAAGCGUUCGCGACUCUAGGACAGAAAGAGCUUUGCCCGGCAGCUGUACCAGGCGUCAUAGCGUACCUGCUACCUGUCUUGGUGUCGCUGGUGAUCGCGCUGGCGCUGUCGGCGGUCUACCUGCGCUACAAGCGCGAGCUGAAGGUGUGGCUGUACGCGCGCGGCGUGUGCCGCUCGCUGCAGUGCAUCAAGGAGGACGAGCUGGACGAAGAGAAGCUGUUCGACGUGUUCCUCUCGUUCAGCAGCAAAGACGCCGGCUGGGUGCACGCGCAGCUGCUGCCCGGCGUCGAGGCGCUCGGUUUCUCGGUCUGCACCUACGAGCGGAACUUCAAGGGCGGCUUCCUGCUGCAGGACAUCAUCCGCGACGCUGUGGCAUGCUCCAGGCGCACGUUGCUGCUGCUCACGGGGAACUUUUUGGAGAGUGAAUGGUGUCGCUGGGAGUUCCGUCUGGCGUACCAGCGCGCUCUCGACGACCACGUCAACCGGUUGGUGAUCGUGCUUGUCGACGAGGUCGCUCCCGGGUCACUGGACGAGGAUCUCCGUGCAUACGUGCAGGCCACGAAUUACGUACGCUGGGGAGAGCCGUACUUCUGGGACAAGUUGCUGUACUCGCUUCCCAAGAGAAACGCCAAACGGAAGCUCAUCGUCGACAGGCGGCAGGAGUACCCCGUGACACAUAUCACCGGCGCCGUACAGGAAUAGGAAUAAAAUGUGCUUCGCUAG